AUGGGUAUCUCCUCGAUCCUCACACUGAUCGCGCUGGGCGCCUCAACCAGCGCCCACUCGAUCUUCCAGGAGGUGUACGUCAACGGCGUCGAUCAGGGGCACAUCAACGGAAUCCGAGUACCAAGCUACGACGGCCCUAUAACUGAUGUCACCUCCAACGACUUGAUUUGCAACGGAGGAAUCAACCCAUACGUUCAGCCCGUCUCAACCGUCGUCAUCGACGCUAAAGCGGGCGAUACUGUGACCGCGGAAUGGCACCAUACACUUGCAGGUGCGGACCCGUCGGACCCGGCCGACCCCAUCGACCCUGGGCACAAGGGCCCUGUUAUUGCUUACUUGGCCAAGGUACCGAACGCUCUCCAAACCGACGUGACAGGUCUUGGGUGGUUCAAGAUCUGGGAGGACGGAAUGGCGAGCGAUGGAUCCUGGGGUGUGGAUCGCCUAGUCGCUGCCAAGGGAAAGGUUUCCUUCCCAAUUCCGGAGUGUAUCGAGGCGGGAGACUAUCUCCUGCGUGUGGAGAUCAUCGCUCUCCAUGCAGCAUCCAGUUAUCCCGGUGCUCAGUUCUACAUGGAGUGCGCACAGAUGUCGAUCAGCGGUGGUGGCAGUACGCAGCCCGCCACGGUAUCGUUCCCUGGUGCUUACCACAGCACUGACCCCGGAGUCACCAUCAACAUCUACUACCCCGCUCCCAAGAACUACACCGUGCCGGGACCGAACGUCUUCAGCUGCAGUGGCUCCGCACAACCCGCUCCCUCUUCUUCCGCCAAGCCUGCCAGUCCAACUACCGUGGCGGCUCCUACAACCACAGCCAAGGCUGCGACAACCGUCGCUCCUGCUUCGACUGCCGUGGCAAGUCCUGGAUCUGGUGCAACUGCCGCACAAUAUGCUCAGUGCGGAGGUACCGGCUUCACGGGUCCCACGACCUGCGCUUCUCCGUUUACUUGCACGACGCUCAAUGACUACUAUAGUCAAUGCCUGUGA
Peniophora sp. CBMAI 1063 is the source of this 981-nucleotide messenger RNA. The record is from the annotation of a GenBank genome assembly. NCBI's taxonomy places the organism in Eukaryota, Fungi, Basidiomycota, Agaricomycetes, Russulales, Peniophoraceae.